AUGGCAUCUAUAAACAGACCUAGUGAAAUGACUAAAAAACGUAAAGCAGAUAAACAACGUCUCCUGGAGGAGAUCAACGAAAAGCGUGAAUCCAACUGCUUGGUGGAAAGGAGCAAUGAAGUCAGCUUACUGCGAGUCCAAAAGAGGCAUUUCACUGGUGUCUAUAAGUCCUUUAUUCACACCCAAAUCAGAGAGCCUGUCCCCGACAGUGGCAGGAGCUCCUGGGUCACACUGAGUCUCCUUGUUCACACCGAGAAAAAGCACUUUCCACCAAAAAAUAAUGCCAUAUUUGGAUAA
Molecule: messenger RNA, 297 nt
Organism: Equus quagga
Lineage: Eukaryota; Metazoa; Chordata; Mammalia; Perissodactyla; Equidae
Gene: SPATA45
Product: spermatogenesis associated 45
Exons: 2
Coding region: 1-297 (98 amino acids)
Source: RefSeq, a predicted model, not a curated record